Molecule: messenger RNA, 1374 nt
Organism: Letharia columbiana
Lineage: Eukaryota; Fungi; Ascomycota; Lecanoromycetes; Lecanorales; Parmeliaceae
Exons: 6
Coding region: 1-1374 (457 amino acids)
Biological process (GO): biosynthetic process; amino acid metabolic process
Molecular function (GO): transaminase activity; pyridoxal phosphate binding
Source: RefSeq, a predicted model, not a curated record
AUGGACAAUAUGCCAAAUGAGGCAGCGCGCACACUGUCUCGACGAGGGCACACAUAUGCUACAGGUGCCAAGAAAACUCUCGAGAAUGUCAUCAAUAAUCUGUGGGACCCGGAAGGCAACCCUGAUGGCUUCGUCAGUCUGGGAGUCGCAGAAAAUGCACUGAUGCAUGAAGAACUGGCAAGCUACGUCAAAGACUCCAUCCAAGACCUUCAGACGCACGCUUUCACCUAUGGCGAUAGCUUUUACGGCAGCAAGCGCCUACGCUCCGCCAUCGCCCAAUUUGUGAACCAUCGUUUUCAGCCUAACCAAGCUGUCAAACAGGAACAUGUCGUGGCAACUGCUGGUCUGACGAACUCUCUUGAACAAUUGGCUUACGCGCUUGGAGAUCCGGGCGAUGGCUUUUUGAUUGGCAGACCAUACUACACGUCGCUGCCGAAGGACUUCGGCUCGAGGGCCGGAAUCCAAUCAAUUGGAGUAGCCUUCGGCGACGUAGAUCCGUUCAGCAUGGAUGCGAUUUUGAAAUACGAGGAAGCUCUAAUUGAAGCACGGAAGGAUGGUGUUCCAACGAAGGCUUUGUUUCUUUGCUCGCCGCACAACCCACUAGGUCGCUGCUAUCCCAGAGAGGUCCUCGUCGGACUCAUGAAAUUCUGUCAACAACAAAAGAUCCACUUGAUCAGCGAUGAGAUAUACGCGCUUUCCGUCUGGCAAAACCCCGAGGUGCCUGACGCCGUUACCUUUGAAUCUGUCCUCUCAAUUGAUACAUCUGGGAUUAUAGACCCGGGGUUGGUGCAUGUUUUGUGGGGAAUGAGCAAGGACUUCGGAGCCAACGGCCUUCGAAUAGGCUGCAUCAUCAGCCAACACAAUCACCCACUCCUCGACGCUGUCAAGGCGAACUCGUACGGCCCCCAAACCUUUCCUUCCCGUCCUUCGCACAGCACCAACAGCUCACCUUACACCAGUCUCUUCACAUACCCCCCCUCACUCUCCGACCACAUAACCUCCACCCUCCUGGAAGACACCUCUUACACAGAAACGUACAUCCGCACCAACCAGCUCCGCCUCGCCGAAAACUACGCGUUCGCUACCUCCUUCCUCAAACAUCACAACAUCCCCUACUCCGCAAAAGUCAACGCCGCGUUCUUCCUCUGGGUUGAUUUGAAACCCCUCUUUUCCAACGUCGCUACGGAGGAGGAACGGAGUAAGCAGGGGAAGGAACUGUCUGGAGCUAUCAUGGAGAGGUUGAUGGCGAAGAAGGUAUUCAUCGCGAACGGAGAGGCGUUUGCGGGCGAGGAGCCGGGUUGGUUUCGCGUGGUGUUUUCGCAGCCGAGGGCGUAUGUGGAGGAGGGGUUGAGGAGGUUGAUGAGUGCUUUUUAG